GCCUCAUUUUCCGAUUUGCAGCAAUCGGCCAAGCACCUUAUCCGUCGUCGCAGAUCAAGGUCCUUACUCGCCAUGAAGCUUGUGUGGGCAUUGGGUGUUGCGCUUCUAGCGUUCGUCUCGACGCUGUCGCCGGUUCAAGCGCAGUGUGGGGCGCGUGUCCGUAAGGACUGGGACUCCAUGACGACUGCAGAGAAGGACACGUACAAGGGAGCUCUCGCUGCUGCGAUGGAUUCGGGCGCUUACAUCAAGUUCGUCGAGAUGCACACAGAGAUGCAGUCCGAGAUGGAAGCUCAUCGUCAGUGCAUGUUCAUCUACUGGCACCGUUUGCUGCUUGUUGUCUUCGAGAACAUGCUUCGUGGACAAGGAUCGCAGUACGCUUGUGUGACCGUGCCGUACUACAACUGGGUGGGCGCUAGCAACCGCAUGCUUGCGGGUACCUGUUCUUCUCUUGGCGACUGCUCCACUAUCACGAGAGAACUUGGAGGCUACACGACCGGAUCACAACGCACGAUCAAUAUCAACGGGAUCAACAAUUCGGGUCGCUGUGUGGCGCAGUCACCACUUGAUCACUUCUGCCAGUCCGGAACAGUCUCCGGUUCAGCUUGCGCUCGUUGUGUGCCUCGAGGUAACUGGGGAUCUGCCAGUGUCCCGUCAAGUACCAGCUUCGCAUCGGUCCGUCAGCAAAUUUUCAACGCUCAAAACAUCGGUCAAAUGUCCCCGAACGUCGAGCAAGGCUGCCACAACAGCGUACACGCCAAUCUCGGUGGUGCAAUGGGGACCUUUGCUUCUCCGUCCGAGCCGCUCUUCUGGUCGCAUCACGCUAUGGUCGAUGCUCUCCAUACCAUCUUCCACAAAUGCCGUGUCGGAACACAGCGCCUGACGUUUGCGCAGAAAGCUGCUCACCCUGUUGCCUGGACUUCAUGCGCCAAGCGAGACGGCGGUACAUUCAGCCCGACCGAUGUCAUCGUCAUGCGUACGGGCGUCAAUGGUAACAACCCGAUUCAAGGCAGCCAGGAUCCGCUCAUCGGCCAGUACUUCACAGGCGUUCCCAACCAGUUCGCUGGUCUGAUGGACGUGCGCGACUUGGGCGAUAGCAGCUACUCGUACGAACUGAGCGGUCAGCUUGCCGACAUGUACAACAACUGCGAUGGUACGUCCACUCCAUCUCCAACGACUGCUCCGUCCCCUGUGGCCCCCACCGCUGCACCAAGCCCGGUUACUGCGGCGCCUGUGCCAGUCAAUAACGCACCAGUCACUCCGACAGCGGCACCUCAACAACCUGGCCGCUGGGGUUUGUUCGACUGGCUACGCAACCGCUGGGGCUUUGGACGAUUCGGACGCAGACUUGAAGCUCAGCAUGGAUAUGGCUGUGGUGGACGCAAACUUAAAGCCGAGCACGGGUGGGGCUGGUGGCCAUGGAGGAACAACCAGGGCAAUAACAUCCGUGGCAACGACUGUGAUGAGAACACGGCUACUAACAACUACACCCCGACGAACAACUACGCCUCUGCAACUACAGCUCCGACUGUCGCCCCUACGACAACCCCGCCAACGUCUACGCAUUAUGAUGGCAACAACAACAAUCAGGACGUCGUUACGGUGAAUAAGGAGACUGCCGAAGAGAAGAAAGUGUCAGACUGGUACAAGAAAACAAUGGCUAACAUGGGAGGCCAAUGUCCCGAAGCCAUGGCUGAUCUCGAGCGGCAAGUGUGCAUGUUUGAGAACCAGUGUCUGGGUGGUACGAAAGAUUAUUCAGCCGAGUUCAAGGCUACGUGGGGAGCGAAAGAACCGCGUUGUCUUACUAUCGUAAACUCUAUCAAGAGCGGCCAGCAGAAGAUCACGUACGGGAACUGGCGUAAGGACAUGGAAUCCUACUUCGGCUGCCCAAAGCCGGCAAACGCCACUCAAUCAACGAAACAGAACACUUACAGUGACACGACCCAGUCUAUCAUUCAAGAUGCUACUCAGUCGGUCGCGCAGACCGCCACGAACACACUUUCAAGUGUAGUGCAGUCCGUUUAACUUCACGAGAGACCAAGCUAUAGCUUGGUACGAACUCGUAGUUCAAUGUCAUGAGUCCAAUGUGUUUUUUACGAGUGUAUUGUUCCCAUCCUGCAAAAUCUUUGAUACCUUCCAAACAUAAAUUGAGGUGUAUCAGCU
Phytophthora nicotianae INRA-310 is the source of this 2160-nucleotide messenger RNA. RefSeq lists its product as hypothetical. Lineage: Eukaryota; Oomycota; Peronosporomycetes; Peronosporales; Peronosporaceae. Gene Ontology annotation, molecular function: oxidoreductase activity. The coding region runs from base 73 to 2022 and encodes 649 amino acids. The transcript has a single exon. The record is from RefSeq and is a predicted model, not a curated record.